Bursaphelenchus okinawaensis is the source of this 4698-nucleotide messenger RNA. NCBI's taxonomy places the organism in Eukaryota, Metazoa, Nematoda, Chromadorea, Rhabditida, Aphelenchoididae. The record is from the annotation of a GenBank genome assembly.
AUGGCAGACAAAUCGACCAUAGGAAGUAUUGUGUUUGCGGUGCUGUUGGUAUUCGCCUUCUUGACGUUCACGGCCAGCUUGAUCACUAUGAUCAAAGUGUUCAAUAUCAAGAACAGCUUGAGUGGUAGUGAGGACAGCAGUAAUGGUGAGUUGAUAAGGCUAAUAAAAAUGGCAAGAACUUUUUUUACAAAACGAAAAAUGGCAAGAACUUUCUUUACAAACCAUAAAAAAGUGAUUUUAGGUUCCAACAAAACAACUACAGUAGCCCCCGGCCCUGGCCCAGGCCCCAACCCUACCACAACUGUCGAACCAGUUCCGUCCACAACCGUUACGAUACCACCGGCGCCCACAACAACAACAACUGCAACUCCAGACCAAGGCUUGAAUAUUCGGCCAGUAACCGAAAUUAAUCAAGGUGAAGCACGGUACACGAGCUUUUUACGGUAUGUCAAAAGUCUGAAUCGUAGUAUGACACUGAGCGAAGAUCCAUGUAAAAACUUCUUUGGUUAUGUGUGCGACAAGAGUGCUAAUGAUGAACAAGACAUGUUAAAGGAUAACACGUUUAGCGAUCUGUGUGAUGCUUUGGAUGAUACGAAUUUGCCGGUAAGUUAAAUGUUGAAAUCGUUUUUAUAAAAUGAGGAUAUAAAAAUAGGCUGGCAUUGAAGAGCAGAAGUUAAUCAUGCCUUAUUUAGUUAAGAGUAAAGCAGCCUUAGUCCUUCGCUCUAGCCCGUAGCGGGUAGACCUUAUCAUGCAUUUUUAGUUAAGAUAAAGCUAAUGUAAGGCUAGAAAAGGGCUAAAAAAUAAAACAGAGCAGAGUUAUUGUCAACAGAAAGGCCAGUCAAACCAAGGCUAAGGCUAAGGCUAAGGCUAAGGCUAAGGCUAAGCCUAAGGCUAAUGCUAAGCCUAAGGCUAAUGCUAAGUAAUAUCUUUUUUCAGAAUUUCGAAGCUAUGAACAAACUAAAACAACUAAAAGCAAAGUGUAUGUUGAUCGAGAGAGACGUGGCCAACAAGAAGACGGCUUUAAGUGGAGCCAAGUUCCUUGAAUACUACAAUGCCUUUGUAGCCACCUUGCCAAACCAAGUCGAAUUCCCAGCAUUAUCAGCCAAAGAUGCUACUUUAGCUAAGCCGACGGCCGCACAAUUGGCCACAAUCAUGGUUUAUUUGGCCAAACGAGGGCAAGACCUAUUCACGCAGCUCAAGAUAGUACCGUUGGUACAUGCGAACCUGGCGGAUCGUGACUACAGUAUCUUGUUCGACGAGCCUAGUCUAGAUCAGCAGCUGUAUGAUUAUCAGUACAGUCCAGACGCUGUAAAGGCUAAACAAGUGAAAAAAUGGUCGGACUACAUUAAGAAAGUGUACCUGCUGAAGACUACAACUGGUACUGUUGACGAAACUUUGUUGGCAGAAGAUCUAGACGAGUUGUGGGCAUUGGAUAAGUUUAUCGCUGAUAAUGUUGUCAGUGACCCGACUACUCCACAGACUUUUACUGAGUAAGUUUUUUGCAACAAAUGGCAUGAACUUUCUUUACAAAACAAAAAAUGGCAAGAACUUUCUUUACAAAACAAAAAAUAGCAAGAACUUUCUUUACCAAACAUAAAAUGGCAAAAACUUUCUUUACAAAUAUAAACAAAAACUUUUUAUCGUAUAACUUGUCACUCGCAGCCUGCAAAGCCUAAAAACCGCUUUUUUAAUAAAAAUGGCAAAAACUUUCUUUAUAAAGCAAAAAAUUGCAAACCAAACCUUUUCAUCAUAUAACCUGACACCCGCAGCCUGCCAAACAUUAAAAAACUAAUUUUUAUUAAAAAAUAGAAGAACUUUUUUUACAAAACAGAAAAUGGCAAGAACUUUCUUUAAAAAACAGAAAAUUGCAAGAACUUUCUUUACAAAACAAAAAAUUGCAAAAACUUUCUUUACAAAACAAAAAAUUGCAAGAACUUUCUUUACACUUCUUUAACUUUCAGAAAAACUACGAUAUACACAGCAGCCGAAGCCACCACAGCAGUCUCACUCUUUGACUUUACUCAAUACCUGACCGACCUUGUUGCUGACCAAACAGAUGACAAUCUCAAGAACAAGGUCACGGCUACCGACUAUAAUAUUGUAGUCACCAAUCCUACCCGCCUCGAAGCCCUAGCCACGUACUUGAGUGGUACCUCCACAGCACGUGCCAUCUACAAUUACAUCUUCAUCAAGUUUUGUCAGACAUACGAUUUAAGAUUGUCAUUGGCACCGACAGAACGGUCGAGUACAGUCAAUGUGGCAGACGAGCCUGACGCUGAAGAAGUUUGUGAUAGAAGAAUCGUGGAGAAUAGGUAUCUAGCUGACCUUGUUGACCAUACCUACAUCUUUACACUGUCUGAGGCAGCGGACCGAGAAAAGAUGUAUAAGAUUGCUGAAGAGGUGGCUAGGAAUGUCAUUAAUGGACUUAAGGUAGGAAUAUUUCAAAAAUUUUAAGAGUUGAUAGGUAGGACUUUUUUACAAAUAUCUGUGGUCUUAAAGUAGGACCAUUUCACAAAAAUUUUGAAAAUAGCGCCCGACCACUAUUUUUGUCGUAUAAAAUGAACUCUGCAGCCUGCAGAAGUCGUUUUGAUUCAAAUAGCAAGAACUUUCUUUACAAAUGAUAAAAUGGCAAAAGCUUUCUUUACAAAAUAAAUAACGAAUUUCGGUGUAUAACUUGUCACUCGCAGCUUGCAAAAGCUUAAAAGUCAAUAUUUUGAACAAAGGCAAUAACUUUCUUUACAAAGCAAAAAAUAACGAGAACUUUCUUUAUGAAACAAAAAAUAGCAAGAACUUUCUUUCCAACACAAAAACAGUAAGAAUUUUCUUUACAAAUCAAAGAAAUUGUUUUCAACGUAUAAACAGUCACCUGCAGCUUGCAAUUUCUUAAAAUAGCUUUUUAUGCUGCAAAUGGCAAGAACUUUCUUUACAAAGCUUAAGAUGGCAAGAACUUUCUUUACAAAACAUAAAAUAGCAAGAACUUUCUUUACAAAACAUAAAAUAGCAAGAACUUUCUUUACAAAGCUUAGAAUAGCAAGAAAUUUCUUUACAAACUCAUAAAACCAUAAAUAUUUUUAAACACCGUAUUUCAGGCCAACAUUCAAACCCUUUCCUGGUCGCCAACCUCCAAAACCGCGGCUAUCAACAAGCUUGAUAAUAUGAAGAUCAGUGUUGGUUAUUCAAAAUCAACUUUAACUACAGAUGCUUUAAACACUAAAUACGCUGCCUUUACUACCGACAACACGGCCCAAAACUACUAUGACAUAGCCGAAACUACAGUAACUCUGCAGUCUUUAAUCGAUGUACAACUACUGAGCACGCCUGCACAAGACCGUCCUGCAACUCCAGUAUUCAACGGCAAUGCCACUUCGACCAGUAUCAAGUACAGUAAUCUGCAGAACUCGCUGACGAUCCCACAUGCCAUUUUGACCUCACCCUUCUUCGAUGUCAACUACCCGACUUCGGUACUGUAUGGUGCACUAGGUCUUCUGAUUGGGCAUGAAAUAGUUCAUGGCUUCGACAAAAAUGGAGUUUUGUUUAAUGAACAAGGCAUAUGGGUCGUUUCCUGGAUAGAUACAGCUAGUCAGCCCAUAUUUGAUAAAAUGAACGAGUGUGUCGUGAAGCAGUAUACUGGUUAUAAUGUGGAGGCCAGCCCUUUAAUUGGAGCUUAUGUUCUGUCUGAAGCGCUGGGAGAUAAUGGAGGUGUGUUUAUUACCAAAAUGUUUUUAGGCAGGGGAAACAAUUGAAUUUUUUUUAUUCAGAAGGAGAAAGCAACACUUUUUUUGAAAUUUUUUUUUGGUGUAGGGGGGGGGGAGGGGUAGCGUGGGGACAGGGGGAGGGGAGGGGGAAGGAAGAAGGGAAAGAAAAAUUACAAUAGAGUAAGGUAGUGCAAAGCACGGUAAACCAUGGCUUGUUUGUGAAGGAUAGGGUAGAGUACAAUCGAGUACGGCAUUAUACGAUAGCGUAGGGUAUCAUAGAGUAGGGUAUGGCCCGAAAGUGUUGAGUACAGUAAGGUAGAAUAGGGUAGGGUAGGGUAGGUAGGGUAGGGUAGGGUAGGGUAGGGUAGGGUAGGGUAGGGUAGGGUAGGGUAGGGUAGGGUAGGGUAGGGUAGGGUACGGUGGGGUGGGGUAGGGUAAGGUAGGGUAGGGUAGGGUAGGGUAGGGUAGAGUAGGGUAGGGUAGGGUAGGGUAGGGUAGGGUAGGGUAGGGUAGGGUAGGGUAGGGUAGGGUAGGGUAGGGUAGGGUAGGGUAGGGUAGGGUAAGGUAAGGUAGGGUAAGGUAGGGUAGGGUAGAGUAGGGUAGGGUAGGGUAGGGUAGGGUAGGGUAGGGUAGGGUAGGGUAGGGUAGGGUAAAGUGUCACAUAACCCUCACACUUCUGUUUACAGGUAUCCGAGCCGCUUACACCGGCUACAAGCUUCACACAGCCAUCAACGGUGAAGAUCCUCACUUACCAUCAAACGUUUACAAGGACCUUACUCAUGAACAACUGCUCUUCAUAGCAUUUUCACGUGAAAUGUGUAGCAAAAAGGCAUACAAAAAGCCAGAUACUUACUAUAGUAAUGCCAUACCAUCAACAUUCCGAGUUCUUGGAGCUUUGAAGAACUUUGCUGAAUUUAAAAACGCAUUUAAUUGUUUGGCAACAACUAAAUAUGCUAUAGAAAACUGUCGUGUGUUCGCCAAGGAAACAGCAAAAACAUCAUGA